Molecule: messenger RNA, 537 nt
Organism: Haemonchus placei
Lineage: Eukaryota; Metazoa; Nematoda; Chromadorea; Rhabditida; Trichostrongylidae
Source: the annotation of a GenBank genome assembly
AUGGGAUCGUCUACACCGGAUGUGAGAUUUCUCGCCACAAUACUCGUUGCCUGCACAUUAGCUGUGGCUCAACUUUUGUUAUCGAUCCCUAUUAAAGCAGAACUUUCUUCUUAUAGCCCUUUGUUGUGGCUUCUGAUUAUUUAUAUCAUUAUGUGCUAUCAAUGGAAUCGACUCUACGGUUCUUAUUUAACACGGAAGCAUCGUGCCUUAUUCGAUGAAUGGAACAUUCUGGAAACGUAUCAGCCACGUGCUUUGACGAUGGGUCACUUGUUUGAGCCAGAACCACCAACACCAUUCCCAGAAGACCAGGAAAGCACCCCAGAACAAGAUCGGUUCAAGGCACUUCGUGAUGCGCACUACGCUAACGAGUUUGUGUUUGCGGAGAAGUUAGCGAAGGAAUCGAAGGCAGCGGAAGCGUCGUCACAUUCCGAUCAAGCUGCCAAGCAGGUUAAGAAAGAUUCGCUGAAGCCAGAAAUGGUGCGAAUUGAGCUGAAGCCGGAUUCAAAAGCUGAUCAGGGGUCUUAUCGUGAAAUAUAA